AGAAAGCUAACUCUGAGAGAACUUUAAAAGCUUUUUUCAUUUGAAAUUUAAUUUCUAGAGCUGAAAAAGCUGGAGAGCCAUUAGAAGCUAGUUGACAAUCGCGAAUAGCACGUCAAACGAGUGUUGUUAAUUUUAUUUAAAUUUUUGAUUUCUUAAAUUAUUAUGGAGACCGAGGCAAAAAUAGAUUCACCUGCCAGCAAAGUGCCCAAUUGGGUGCAGGCUGAGCUCUUUUUAGAUGUGUUGAAAGAGUCUGUCAAGGGAUUCUCGAAAAUCAAGAGCUUUAAGACCAACAGCGGAUCGGCAACAGGCGAAAACUAUGCAACGAUCAUGCUGAGAGUCACUAUAGAUGUUGAACUGGAGGAUGGAAAGGAAAAGUCUGUAUCUUAUAUGCUGAAGGUUCCACAUCAACUGGAAAUGUUUCAAAAGAUGGAAAAUGAUAUAUUUACUGCGGAGCGUAGUAUGUAUAAGACAGUUGUUCCUGAGAUGGAACAAUUGUAUCGCGAUGCCGGCGUGGAGGUGAAAUUUGGUGCCCAGAUCUAUGAAUUGAAGGGUGCUACAACUGAAUAUAUACUUCUGGAGGAUCUGGCUCCCAAGGGUUUCAAGAACAGCAAUCGAAUAGAAGGUCUGGAUCAGGUUCAUACUGAAUCGGCAUUGCGAAAGUUGUCCCAAUGGCAUGCAGCCUCCGCUGUGCGUGUGGCCACAAAAGGGGCCUAUCCAGAUCAUCUUAUUUUUGGAUUUUAUAAGGAGGAGAACCGCGCUAUGAUGGUCGAGGUAAACAAACAAUUGGGACAGAAUUUUGUUAAGUGCUGUGCGACGUAUGAGGGCAAUGAGGAAUACAUUGAGCAAGUGAAAGCUCUUCAACUCAAAUUUAAUGAUGAAGUCCUUAAAUUGGUUAAGGUCGAUCCAAAUGAAUUUAAUGUACUUAAUCAUGGUGAUUUUUGGAGUAACAACAUGAUGUAUUCUCAUGAUUCUUUUGGGAAAAUCAAAGAGAUUUAUUUGGUGGACUUUCAACUGCCCAAAUAUGGAACUGUAGCUCAAGAUUUGUACUAUUUCUUGCUGUCAUCGACCAAGUUCGAGGAUAAACUGACAAAAUUUGACUAUUACAUCAAGUUUUAUCACGAAAACCUUACACAACAUCUAAAACUACUCAAGUAUCCAAAAACUAUACCCACUCUUCGUGACAUUCACCUAUCGCUCUUCAAACAUGGCCUUUGGGGCUAUAUGACUGCAACAAGUGUAAUGAGCGGCAUUUUACUGGAUCCCACUGAAGAUGCCUCGGUUGACCACUUUCUUAGUGACUCCAGUGAGAGCAACGAUUUCAAGACUUUGCUCUACUCCAAUCCUCGUUAUCGCAAGCAUAUCCAAGCCGUCCUGCCAUGGCUGUUAAACCGUGGUGCUCUGGAACCGUAAAUAAGUUAAAUUUGUUUAUACGCUUUUAUGCUCCAAAUGUUGGUAGCGCAAAACCUAAUCAAACACUUUAUUAUCACUUCAAGAUUAUUUUCACAAGUAUUAAUAAGCUAAUGUUACGUGUAGACUGCAUUGAAGAUGAUAACGAAUUUAUUUGCUGGGGAAUAAAUAAAUAAACAAGCGAUAGACUGUUCAA
This is a messenger RNA of Drosophila innubila, 1603 nucleotides long. RefSeq lists its product as uncharacterized. The transcript has 5 exons. The record is from RefSeq and is a predicted model, not a curated record. The coding region runs from base 163 to 1410 and encodes 415 amino acids. Lineage: Eukaryota; Metazoa; Arthropoda; Insecta; Diptera; Drosophilidae.